CUGGCUGUGCUGCUGUUUCUCCUUUAAAGAACUUCUGGCGCAGCAGCUGUUUGGGGUGGAGCUAUUGCAGCAGAGGCUUUCAGUUUCGAUUUUUUUCCUCACUACCAGUAGAAAAAAGGAUCUCCAGCAGAAUAAAAAGAAAAAUCAUGACAGAAGAGAGCAGGUUCUGCAAAAACUGUAAACGAGAUGUGUCUGCUGCUAAUUUCUCCCUCCAUGAGGCCCACUGCUUGCGGUUUCUCACUCUUUGUCCAGAAUGUGAUGAACCAGUUGCCCAAAAGGAUAUGACAGACCAUCAAACAGAAGCACACAAGCAGACCAUGGAAUGCCACAAACGAGCAGUGAAAUGCAAGAUCUGUGAGCUUGAAAUGCCCUUCAACAAGCUGCAGGAACACCUGAACACCUGUGCCAGCCAGACAGAGUGGUGUGGGGAGUGUAACAAAUAUAUCAUGUACAAAGACCAGAAUGAACACAAAGAGAUUUGUCAGAACAGUGGUCUGUCCUGUCAUAAGGAUGUGAACUUUCAAACCAGUGAAACAUCCACUAAUGGAACAUUUAUCUGCCCCACUGGUACCGGUGGCAAUUUUUGUCAGAAGUGCAAUAAGUCAUUCCCUGAUGACCAGUACUCCCAACAUCUGGAUACAUGCAGUGCAGCCCAUAAGCUGACAGAAGUUCUUGCUGGCCAGCCAACUUCAAAACCCAGCAGUGAUCCACCAGAGUCUUCAUCCCUGGCUCCCUCUUCCUCCUCUGAGAAUGUAUUGGUGUGGAGAGAUGUCCGUCCCAAGGGGAAAGAAAGGCAUCAGUCACUGACCUCCAAAACCUUGCUUAAACCCCCAAAGAACAAGAAGAUUGGCUUUCCCUCUCCCACAAGAGGUGGACUUUCCACAUCGCCUCAACCUCUUAAAGACCCCCAGUCUUUUGACAUGCUGGUGACCUGUACCCAUUGCAACAUUCUUCUGCCACUUCCAACCCUUCAGAAACAUGAGAUCAAAUGCCUACAUUUGACAUCUUUGAAUGGGAUGAAACAAAAAUCAAGCCAUGGAGAAAAAGAAGACUCUUUCUACAGCAUUUAUGAUUAAAUCUGAAAAUAGAGGCAUAUCUUCAGACAAGCUUCAGUUCAGCUUUACCAAAGGCACUGAAAAGUGCAAUAACUUUAUUGACAAAUAAAAGUGACUUGCUACUCUGGAUCAAGAA
Apus apus (common swift) is the source of this 1191-nucleotide messenger RNA. RefSeq names its product XIAP associated factor 1 (gene XAF1). The record is from RefSeq and is a predicted model, not a curated record. Bases 147 to 1076 code for a protein of 309 amino acids. Gene Ontology annotation, biological process: apoptotic process. NCBI's taxonomy places the organism in Eukaryota, Metazoa, Chordata, Aves, Apodiformes, Apodidae. Gene Ontology annotation, molecular function: zinc ion binding. The transcript has 7 exons.